Molecule: messenger RNA, 1260 nt
Organism: Cyphellophora attinorum
Lineage: Eukaryota; Fungi; Ascomycota; Eurotiomycetes; Chaetothyriales; Cyphellophoraceae
Product: Metallocarboxypeptidase A-like protein
Exons: 2
Coding region: 1-1260 (419 amino acids)
Biological process (GO): proteolysis
Molecular function (GO): metallocarboxypeptidase activity; zinc ion binding
Source: RefSeq, a predicted model, not a curated record
AUGAUGCUCCUUGGGGCACUCCUGCUUGGCUUGCCACUAUCCAUCGCGGUCGCCAUCCCACAAACUGACGCGCUGGUCUCUUACGACGGCUUCAAGGUCUUUCGAAUCACCACGGGUGAUGCAUUGGAGUCGGUGCAGGAGAAGCUUUCGAUCUUCGCAACGGAGCCAUGGAACCGAGACGUCUCCCGACACAUCGAUGUUGCGCUUGCACCAGACCAGCUAGCAGACUUCGACGCCCUGGGGCUCGAUGCAACUGUCAUGCAUGAGGACUUGGGUGCUGAUAUCGCUGCCGAGUCUGCUCUCGCAGAAAGCAAUCUGAUGGAAAGACAACAGUCCGGCAUUGAUCUCACGUGGUUCAAUAGCUACCACGCUUAUGAUGAUCACAUCGAGUUCUUGAAAAACCUGCAGGCGUCGUUUCCAAAUCAAACCGAGAUCGUUACUGCAGGCGAAUCGGUUCAAGGUCGUACAUUGACAGGCAUUCACAUCUGGGGAAGCAAUGGUAAAGGAUCUCGUCCGGCAAUACUCUUCCACGGCACUGUACAUGCCCGCGAAUGGAUCUCGACCAUGACGACGGAAUUCAUCGCCACGCAGCUGCUGAUCAACGACACUGCGCAGGACUUCUUGGACAAUUACGAUUUCUACAUAAUGCCUGUUGUCAACCCUGAUGGCUUUGCCUAUACUCAAACCACAAAUCGCCUGUGGCGCAAGAACAGAUCGCCUGCUCCGUCAGGCUCGAGGUGUUUGGGCGUCGACGUCAACAGGAACUGGCCUUACCAGUGGGAUGUACCCGGCGGAUCCAGCACGGAUCCUUGCUCGGAAACCUAUCGGGGCCCGACUGCCGGAUCGACGCCCGAGAUGAAGGGCUUGAUCAGCCAAAUCGAUUCGCUAAAGGACGGCCCUGGCAUCAAGUUGUACAUCGACUGGCAUUCAUACGGCCAGUACAUCCUGACGCCAUACGGCUACUCGUGCGAUGCGGUGGCAGUCAAUCAAGCUAAGCAUGAAGAGCUGGCCAAAGGAACUGGCGAUGCCCUGACGACCGCGGGGGGGCAGCAAUGGACCACUGGUCCGAGCUGCUCGACGUUGUACGCGACUAGUGGUAGUAGCACGGACUACCUCAGUGAUGUGGCUGGCGCUGAAUACAGUCUGACCCUCGAGCUGAGGGACGAGGGUAGGUUUGGCUUCGUACUCCCGGCGAGCCAGAUUCUGCCGAGUGGCAAAGAACAGUGGGCUGGGAUGCAGUACUUGCUGGCAAAUCUGUGA